Soboliphyme baturini is the source of this 244-nucleotide messenger RNA. The record is from the annotation of a GenBank genome assembly. NCBI's taxonomy places the organism in Eukaryota, Metazoa, Nematoda, Enoplea, Dioctophymatida, Soboliphymatidae.
UCCACUAAUUUUCAGGUUAAAGGAUGGUAAGGAGGUGGAACUCAUUGCUCGCAUCCGAGUAGCCAGCGGUCCAGCUGGCAAUGAACAGAUCGCUUGCCAAUUGGUAAUUGACGACUGCACGAAGAGUGACGAGGGUGUAUACACAUGUGUGGUGACGUCCCCACUUGGCUCGGACAAGUGCUCUGCGAGGUUGGAAUGUAUAGGUGAGAUAAAACGAUCUCACCGUCUCGUGAAUCUCAGCUGA